CAUAGUUUGCAGGCUCCAAACACCUAUAAAAGCACAUGUGCACACCUAGACCUUUCCAACCUCUCCUGACAUCGUGCACCUGUUGUUUUUUUUUUUUUUUCCUUAGAAAUUUGUUGUGCCUUUGUAUAAUGGGUAGGCCACCUUGCUGUAACGAGAGUGGUGUUAAGAAAGGGCCAUGGACACCGGAAGAAGAUGAAAAGCUAAUGGAUUAUAUUAGCAAACAUGGAAGGGGAACGUGGAGAACCCUUCCAAAGCAUGCAGGUCUAAAUAGGUGCGGGAAAAGCUGCAGGUUAAGGUGGGAAAACUAUCUAAGACCAGAUAUUAAGAGAGGGAAAUUCACUGAAGAAGAGGAGCAAUUGAUCAUCAACCUUCAUUCAGUUAUUGGAAACAAGUGGGCAAAGAUUGCUACCCAUCUUCCAGGGAGAACCGAUAAUGAGAUCAAGAAUUAUUGGAACACCAACUUAAGAAAAAAGCUUCUCCAGAUGGGUAUUGACCCAGAAACUCACAAGCCUAGAACUGACUUCAAUCACCUCUUGAAUCUUUCCCAGUUGCUUGGCUUGUCAAAUUUGGGCACAUCAACGAGUCCCUGGACAAAUCCUCUGGGUUUACAAGCAGAUGUCACUCAAAUAGCCAAACUACAACUGCUACAAAACAUGUUACAACUAUUUAACGGCACUUCAUUGGUUAACAUAGGUAACCCUUACCUCUUAGGAAAUCAAAUUCUCAACCCACUUGAUACAUUUCUCAAUGGGACAAACAUCCUACCAGACAAAGAUUCAAUUUUGAGAGGUCUAGAAUAUGCAAACCCUGUAGGUAACAAUUCUGGCCUGUUUCUGUCUCAAACAUACAGUGACUCCAGUGUCUUCAAAUCACGGACUGAAAAAGAAAAUGAAACUAAUCAAGAAUUUCUUGGUUAUAACCAAAGCAUCAGCACUUUUCCAGAAAAUCAAGCAGAAAACUUACUUCCUGCAUUAGUUGCAUCCGGUCCAAGGUCAAGCACCUUCAACCAAAUGGAUUUCAACUACAACGCAGCACGAAUGUCCACCCAGUCACCUUCCACAACCUUUGAGGCUUGGGAGAAGUUCCUUAUUGAUGACGAUGAAUCAAGCGGUUCUUACUGGAAAGAGAUUCUAGACUUGACAUAUCCACUUUCCUGGUAGAAGAAUGAUUGAAUGUCGUUUAAGAUAAUCAACUAAUGGAUCGCCUACACAGAUACACAGAUUUUUUCAUUCGUUUUUUUUUUCCCCCUUUGAUUGAUUGAUUCAUUCUAAUGAUUUUUUUUAUUUUUAGUUUAUUUUCCAUCAUAAAUUUGUGACUUGAAAUAAUAAUUAGUUCUUCUUCAUAGACGAAAAAAAUUGCAAAUUGUUCAGUUUGAUUUUCUUUAUUUCUUAUGAUUGUAUUUGUAUUUUCUGUAAAAUAAAGCAUCAAGCUAGCAACAUCUUUAGUAGUGACAGGGCAGAAUUAUAAAUAAGAUUUGUAUUAAUAUCUCUUUUAUUUGAUCUUAUGCUACUAUAGCAAUGAGGACAAUAAUCUUUUGCACAAUUCCUCUACUCUCUUACUAAAGAAAUUUUGACUCGCUAAUUCUCGCAUCAAUCAUGAAUAUGGAAAAGGAAUGCAUUACCAUGACAAAAUUUGUGAUUUUGGAAUUAGCGUACGGCCAGACCCGGCCGUUAGCUCAGAAAGUUUGCGUGUGGAAAUACAAAAGAAUAAUGCAAAAAGACACAUAAACACAACCACCCUUUCGUUUUCACGUUCGAUCACCAAUUAAACUGCUCCAUAAGAUAAGGAUUUAGGUUGGCCAUAACGUAUUGCAUUUAAGUAUAAAUAAAGCCAAGAGACUUAGUGACGCUAGCUAGCUCCAUUCAAAUGCUUUUUUUACAACAAUAUGGCUUUACAAUAUGUAUCCUACAGUCUUAACCAUAGUUUUCAUUAUUGCUUUUUCUUCUUACAAACAUUUCAGAGAUCCUAAUUAUUGUAAUGUUAAGAGAGUCUUCUAUAUAAGGAUGAUUUUGCAAUUAUAUUGUCAUCUUAUAUAAAAGAGAGGGGAAGGGGUUACAAUGCAAUUAGAAGAAUCUCAGCUGAUCAUUGGACUUGACUUUUGUCAUGAGCAUCAUUGAUUGGGAGCACCAUCUAAGUGAUAUUUGAUACUGUCUCACAACAAGAAAACUGGUCCAAAAGACGACUCUAAAUUACAAAAGUGAACGCUUUUAAGUGAAAAAGCGUCAUGCAUUGGAAUUGAUGGCAUCGUUGCUAAAACCUUUGAAGCUAAGCAUCUUAGGGUUAAUAUGGAUGCUGACACAAUUUAGAGUCGCCUAAAUUGAUUCUUACAAAUGAAACUCAUAGUAACAAUGUGUCGGCUCAGACAACUCUACAAGAAAAAAAUUUAAAAAUAUUAUUUUAUUUCAUUUAGAGCC
Messenger RNA from Glycine soja, 2414 nucleotides. RefSeq names its product transcription factor MYB53-like. The transcript has 3 exons. Lineage: Eukaryota; Viridiplantae; Streptophyta; Magnoliopsida; Fabales; Fabaceae. Bases 36 to 1160 code for a protein of 374 amino acids. The record is from RefSeq and is a predicted model, not a curated record.